Messenger RNA from Eruca vesicaria subsp. sativa (arugula), 953 nucleotides. The record is from the annotation of a GenBank genome assembly. NCBI's taxonomy places the organism in Eukaryota, Viridiplantae, Streptophyta, Magnoliopsida, Brassicales, Brassicaceae.
UAAACCCACCAAUCUUUUAUGUAACUUAAACACCCCCAAAACCUCAAAACAAAUACAAAGCUAAAGUCUUAUAAAAUGGGAAGGCAGCUUUAUACGACGACGUUUCUUCACUUUGCCACCAUACUCUUCGUUUCCCGAUCAAUCUCAGCCCUCCGUUUCCCUCCCGCGCCACCAACAACAACCAACGACCUAGAUUUCAUCCGCACAAGCUGCAACGCAACGCUCUACCCUGACGUGUGCUUCACGUCUUUAUCCGGCUACGCCUCCGCCGUACAAGACAACCCCGCGAGACUCGCCAAACUCGCCAUCGGCGUUUCCCUCUCCCGCGCGAAACACACGGCGACCUACCUCUCGAAACUCUCACGCGCCGCCGCAGCCUCCCCCGCCGUCCACGACUGCGUCUCCAACGUGGGAGACGCCGUGGAGCAGAUGCACGGCUCGCUCCAGCAGCUCCGGGAGAUGAACCACCGUCGUCCCGGAGCUCCGGCGUUUAGGUUCCAGAUGAGUAACGUGCAGACGUGGAUGAGCGCGGCGUUGACGGACGAGGAGACGUGUACGGAUGGGAUCACGGAGGAGAUGGAAGAAGGAGAGACGAAGACGGCUAUUUGCGAGAGAGUCGCUGAUGUUAAGAGGUUCACGAGCAAUGCGCUUGCGCUGGUCAACACAUACGCGAAUAAUGGAGCCUAGCACUAGGCCUUUAAUUUUUCUAUAGAUACUUGUGUAUAUCUUGUGCUUAAUUAGAUUUUGUGUGUGUUCGAGGCUGUGUAAUAUAAUUUACUGUGUUGGAACUUCGAGUUUGUGUGCUGCAUUAAGCUAAGUUUAGUUGUCUUUAAACCAAAACAAAGUUUGAUCGUGUGUGUGUUAUUACUAUAUGAAAUGAUAUGGAGAGAAAAUCGAUCAAUUAUAGAUGGCUUUGAUAAAUAGUUUUGGAUACAUUUCAAAUAAACUGUAUU